AUGUGGUUGUGGUUGUGGUGGAGUACUUCUACUCAUGUUCAAGCAGCAGAUGACAGUUUAAAGCCCGGUGAUACACUGAAUUUCUCUUCACCACAACUAUAUUCUCAGAGUGGCAAAUAUUUUCUACAUUUUUAUUCGAUAGCGGAUGAGGCAUCUAUUGAUACUUACAUGGCAAUAUAUAGUGCAUAUGACAAUAGCAUAGUCUGGAAGGGCAACAGAGAACAAUCUGUGGACCAAACUGAUGCAGUUCUAUCACUAAACUUCUCUGGCGUGCUGAAAAUAGAAUCUCAUUUUUUGGAAAAGCCAAUUAUUCUUUACUCUCCUCCUCAACCAAUCAACAACACUAUGGCAACUUUGUUGGACACAGGCAACUUUGUCCUUCAACAACUUCACCCCAAUGGGACAAAAACUCUCUUGUGGCAGAGUUUUGAUUAUCCCACCGACACUUUGCUCCCCACCAUGAAGUUAGGCGUUAAUCACAAAACAGGCCAUCAUUGGUUACUGGUUUCACAGUUGACCCAAAUGCAUGCGACUCCAGGUGUCUUCAGUCUUGAAUGGGAACCAACGGGACAAGAAAUGAUCAUAAGGAGACGGGGAAAAGUUUGUUGGCGAAGUGGGAAAUUUAGGAACAAUAGAUUUGAGAACAUUCCGGAGGAUGCACAACGCGUGUUGAAGUACAGCAUAGUGUCUAAUGAGGAUGAAGACUCCUUCUCCUUCAUAUCUAAAAAUGAAAAUCAUACACGGUGGUGGUUCCUAUCGGAUACUGGGCAGUUAUCUCACAAUCAAGGUUAUGUUGUAAGGGCUGAUCUUUGUUAUGGAUAUAACAACGAUGGAGGGUGCCAAAGGUGGCAGGAUAUACCUAAGUGCAGGAAUCCUGGUGAUGUGUUUACCAAAAAGAUGCUUUACCCCGAUUAUGAAUAUGUAACCUAUGACAAAAAUGAAAAUAUUAGUCACAGUGAUUGUGAGGCCAGUUGCUGGAGCAAUUGUUAUUGCAAUGGAUUCAAAGAAUUUACUGAUGGAACUGGAUGUAUAUUCUAUCAUUGGAAUUCAUCCGAUAAUAAUACUAUUGACGGUACUGUUUCUGGUGUAGACUUUUACAUACUGGAGAACACACGGAAAAUAACACCGCAUCAUCGCGGUAGGUCUACUGCAAACUUCCUCGUGCUUUUCUCAAUAGACUAA
This is a messenger RNA of Sphenostylis stenocarpa, 1182 nucleotides long. The record is from the annotation of a GenBank genome assembly. Lineage: Eukaryota; Viridiplantae; Streptophyta; Magnoliopsida; Fabales; Fabaceae.